AUGCUGAUGAAGGUUGUUUCCAGUCGACUUUCUCCGGCGAUUCUCCCAAUUAGUUUAUCAUUUUCGCGGUUGCUUUCAGUCAAGUACUCCCCUCAGAGACUCACCCUUUUCUUUUCCAUCUCAUCUCGUGCAUCUUCUGCCUCCGUUGAGUCCAAGUCACGUGUACGCGUGGUUUCUGUUGUAGAGAAAGACACGAAGAACAUUCUAGCUUGUCCCAUAUGCUAUAACUCCUUAGCAGCAUUGAAUAUUCAUCCUCAUGGAUCAGUAGAAGCUCCUGCCUAUGGUACUGAGUUACAUUGCAGAACGUGUAAAAAGAGUUACUCAGCUAAUGAGACGCAUCUUGAUUUAGCUGUGUCCAGUGGAAUUAAGCAUUACACUGAACCACUGCCUCUUUCAAUCGAGUUGUUCAGGAAUCCGUUAGUAUCCUUCCUUUACGAGAGAGGUUGGCGUCAGAAUUUCAUGUGGGGUGGUUUUCCAGGACCAGAGAAAGAGUUCGAAAUGGCUAAGGAAUACUUGAAUAAUGUUUUGGGAGGCAAUAUCAUUGAUGCUAGUUGCGGAAGCGGCAUGUUCUCAAGAUUAUUUGCUAAGAGUGAGCAUUUUGCUAUGGUGUUCGCCCUUGACUACUCGGAGAAUAUGCUGCGACAGUGUUACGAGUUCUUGAAACAAGAAGCUAGCUUAACUAUCAAAAAGAAACUUGUUUUGGCACGUGCAGACAUAGCUAGACUUCCGUUUCUUUCUGGUUCAGUUGAUGCUGUCCAUGCUGGUGCUGCGUUGCAUUGCUGGCCUUCACCAUCUUCAGCCGUUGCUGAGAUAAGCCGUGUUCUUAGACCUGGAGGAGUAUUUGUUGCCACCACGUUCAUUUAUGAUGGCCUUUUCCGUUUUGUCCCGUUCUUGAAAGAUAUUCGCCAGGAAGUAAUGAGAUACUCAGGUUCUCACAUGUUUUUGUGUGAACGUGAGCUUGAAGAUCUUUGCAAAUCAUGUGGACUUGUUGGUUUCACUUGUGUUAGAAACGGGCUAUUUAUAAUGCUAUCCGCCACAAAACCUAGCAAGAUAAUCGCACCCUCAUAUAAAGAGCUAUAG
Molecule: messenger RNA, 1080 nt
Organism: Eruca vesicaria subsp. sativa (arugula)
Lineage: Eukaryota; Viridiplantae; Streptophyta; Magnoliopsida; Brassicales; Brassicaceae
Source: the annotation of a GenBank genome assembly